Messenger RNA from Xyrauchen texanus (razorback sucker), 2278 nucleotides. RefSeq names its product TAF5-like RNA polymerase II, p300/CBP-associated factor (PCAF)-associated factor (gene taf5l). Gene Ontology annotation, biological process: regulation of DNA-templated transcription. Gene Ontology annotation, molecular function: transcription coactivator activity; protein binding. Gene Ontology annotation, cellular component: histone acetyltransferase complex; nuclear protein-containing complex. Lineage: Eukaryota; Metazoa; Chordata; Actinopteri; Cypriniformes; Catostomidae. The record is from RefSeq and is a predicted model, not a curated record.
UAAUAAUAAUAUAUAUAUUUAAUCUAUACUGACUUAAUCGUACUUUUAAUCUCUAUUUUUUUUUUAAAUAAACUACAAUUGUAAAGAUAUUCACUUCACUUGCAGUUGUUUUAACGUUGGCUGUUGUUUCGCAGUGAGGCGCUAGAUGUCGCAGAUCAGCGCCUGUGAUGUCAGGUUAACCCGCUGAAGAAGAGAGCGUGGAGGGAUUCUAAUGAAGCUUCUACUGAACACCUCUUCAAUGGCUUAAAAGGGCGACUUUCUAUUGACUUGUCACACGAGGCUGUGGACUGUGCAGUAGGAAAUGAAGCGUGCCAGGACAGAACAGAUCCAGUGCACAUUGACCCAGUAUCUGAAGAGGAGGCAGUACAUAGAUACAGAUGGGUCUUUGAAGGGCGGCAAACUCUCCCAGUCUGCGGAGGAGAUGGCUGCUAGUCUCACAGUUCAUACAGAGUCCAGCUGUGCAAAUGUGGUGUCUGUCCCCUGCCAGUCAGACCCUCAGCAGUAUGAGACCCAGUUCUCUAGACUGCGCUCAUUUCUGAAGGAUGCUGAGGUGCCGUUGAGGAAGGAGGUUAGCGGGAUGUUGUUUCCACUCUUCCUCUACUUGCACUUGGACAUGGCGCAGUGCGGCCUGAAGGGGGCGGUAGACUCGUUCUACCAUCGCUUCCACACGCUCUUCCAGCUGGACCCUGAGCAGAAAGCCAUUGUGGAUCUGCUGCGAGGAGCCGUCACAUUGCAGGAUGUGACCUCGAAUCCUAAACUCUGCUCCCUCCUGGAUCACAAAUAUGUGGUUCACCUGACAGAUCAAGCAUAUAGCUACUUGCUGCGUUACCUGCAGAGUGAUGACAAUAGCGCCAUCUGCUGGGUGCUCAGCUCACAUGUACAGGUGGAAGUGACAGCAGCACGUCAACCUGACUAUCAGUUGUAUGGGGCGGGGCUUGGAACAGGAAACGCAACCUCCACUUCCUCUUCCUCCGCUACCUGGUGUGCAGUUGACAGGUUUGAGGGGGCGGAAUCUGUAGAUGUCACGGCAGGGCUACCUCAGAACGAGGCUGCAUUGGAUGUGUUGCAGGACUGCAUCAAGCGUGUGUGCGAGGGACCGCCUUCCCUGACCACUAUCUGCUUCUACGCAUUCCAGCACACGGAUCAGCUGCUGAACACUGCCGAGGUGUCGGCGGACAGUCGCUUGCUGGCGGCAGGGUUUGAUAACUCCGCCGUCAAGCUGUGGAGUUUACGGCCACGAAAGUUGAAGGCGGGGUCUCACAGGGUCGAUGUGUCGAAAAUAAGGCUUGCCUGUGAUGUGCUGGAGGAAGAGGCAGAUGAUGAGCACACAUCAGGCAGUGAGAUCAAGACCCUGCGUGCUCACAGUGGUCCUGUGUACCGCACGUCGUUCCUGACGGAUGGCUCCGGUCUGCUGUCAUGUUCAGAGGACUCCACCGUCCGCUUCUGGGAUUUGAAUAGCUUCACCAACACUGUCCUGUACCGCGGUCACACCUACCCCGUCUGGGACUUAGAUGUCAGUCCCUGCAACCUGUACUUCUCUACUGCGUCUCACGACCGCACCGCCCGCCUCUGGAGCUUUGCCUGCACAUACCCACUCCGUCUCUACGCUGGCCACCUCUCCGACGUGGACUGCGUCAAAUUCCACCCGAACUCCAACUAUGUAGCGACAGGCUCUACUGAUAAAACCGUGCGACUCUGGAGCACACAGCAGGGGGCAUCCGUCAGGCUGUUUACCGGGCACCGUGGUCCUGUGCUCUCGCUCGCCUUCUCGCCCAACGGAAAGUACCUGGCAUCUGCAGGAGAGGACCAGAGACUGAAGCUGUGGGACCUGGCAUCUAGUGCUCUGUUUAAAGACCUCCGUGGUCACACCGACAGCAUCACAAGCCUCUCUUUCAGUCAGGACAGCAGUCUGGUGGCUUCUGCCUCCAUGGAUAAUACUGUGCGUGUGUGGGACAUACGGAACGCUUAUGCAACCGCCCCGCCUGAUGGCUCCAGCAGCGAGCUGAUCGGACAGUACACGGGCAACACUAGUAAUAUUCUUAACGUGCAGUUCAUGGCCUGUAAUCUGCUGCUAGUGACGGGCACUGCGCUAGAGAAACAAGAACAGUGAGAGACGAUGUGUGUGAAUUGCAUAAUAACAUUUUCAGGUCACACUUCACCAAAUCAGAAGUAUAAAAUGAUAUGUUGCUUAAAUGAAGCCUAUUUUGUUCAUGAAAAUCUGUGUAAAUUUAAAGGCAGAACUGUCCUACUGUAACAAUUUUAAGUACAAAAAAAAUAA